Molecule: messenger RNA, 1824 nt
Organism: Sardina pilchardus (European sardine)
Lineage: Eukaryota; Metazoa; Chordata; Actinopteri; Clupeiformes; Clupeidae
Product: phospholipase B1, membrane-associated-like
Exons: 17
Coding region: 107-1297 (396 amino acids)
Biological process (GO): phospholipid metabolic process
Cellular component (GO): brush border membrane
Molecular function (GO): A2-type glycerophospholipase activity; retinyl-palmitate esterase activity; phosphatidylcholine lysophospholipase A1 activity
Source: RefSeq, a predicted model, not a curated record
CCUCUGUCCACAACUGUUUGUAAAUUGAUGUAAAUUGAAUUGUUUCACAUUUUAUCUUAUGUCUUGCUUUUGCAUGCACUGAAUCUUUUCUGAGAAGACAAGAAACAUGAUUGACACCUUCAAAAACUAUUCAGCCAUGAACUUCAAAGAGGACUGGAAACUGGUCACUGUCCUCAUUGGGAUAAAUUACAUUUGUGACUACUGCAAAAACAAGGUGGACCCACACACAAUCAGAGCUAGUGGCGUCUAUCAUCAGCGUGCUUUCCAGUGUGCCGACAUGAGCCCCUCGUCCUCCGUACCCACAUCAGUUGAGUUGGUGAAAGCCGCAGAUAUCAAGGUCAUUGCAGCACUGGGGGACUCACUGACAACUGGUGUUGCAGCCAAUGCGUCCAGCUUUGCGCAAGUGCCCAUUGAAUAUCGCCAACUUUCAUGGAGCAUCGGAGGACAGGGGACAUAUGACGAUGUUAUCACCCUUGCAAAUAUUGUGAAGCUCUUUAACCCAAAUGUGACCGGCCCUUCCCCUACGUUCAGUAUUACUGGAAAACCCACAACUCUGAGUCAGACUGGACUUAACCUGGCCGUUACCGGGGCCAACAGUGGUGACUUUCCUGUACAAGCAAGAAACCUGAUUGACACCUUGAAAAACUAUUCAGCCAUUAACUUCACAGACGACUGGAAGCUUGUCACUGUGCUGAUUGGAUCGAAUGAUAUUUGUGACUACUGCAAAAACAAAACACUCUACUCUGUGGAUAACUUCAUCAGUAACAUCAACCAGUCUCUGCACAUGAUGAUGGACGAGGUCCCACGGCUGAUUGUGAACGUUGUGCAAAUGUUCACCAUGGAGCCACUGAGACAAGUUCAGAAGCCAACAGAGGCCUGCCAGUUACAAAAAGUCUUCUGUUCUUGUUUGGCGUUACCAGCUGAGAACUCGACAGACCUGACAGAAAUUGUAGCACUCAACCGCGAGUUCCAGACUAAGCUAGAGGAACUCCUCAACUCCUCAACCUUCUUCAAGAAUGACUUCGCAGUGGUUCUUCAGCCCUACCUCUCCAGCACAGACCUACCCAAGUUACCUAAUGGCACGGUUGACUUCAGUUACUUUGCUCCUGACUGCUUCCAUUUCAGUGUCAAAGGCCAUGAGGAGAUGGCCAAAGGGUUGUGGAACAACAUGUUUCAACAGGAUGGUGAGAAAGUCCAGCUGGCCAACCUGACCACCUCUGUGACACUCAUCUGCCCUCCAACGGAUCACCCCUACAUACGCACAAGGCCAAGAGCUCUGAGCUCGGCUGCUCCAUGAGGACCUGCUUUUCCCCUUCUGACUCUCGUCACUUCCCUGGCUGUAGUAUUUGGACACUGAUACCUUGCAGUCAUGUCAUCAUGUUUCACCUGAUCCUGUAGGCCGUCUUGGUGUAAAUGUUACAAUGAAGCUGUAAAUAGAUUAGUCUAUUUAUUUAUAUCAUGAAAGUUGUUGUUUAUGAAUUAGUGUCUGCAGUGACCUUCUAGUGCCAGCAGAAGGCAGCAUCUCUCUUCUCCAGUUGACAUGACUGUGAUGUGAUACUCUUUGUGGACUGUACAACAGAAAUGUCACUGUACAGUUUAUGUACAUGUUAUAGCAUUUGUCAGACGCUUUCUUCCAAAGCGACUUACAAUAUGUAUAGUAUAAGUCUUCAUCAGUAAAGUAAGUAAGUACUGUACUAAGUACUUACUACUUCAUUAGUUAAUACAUCAGUUAUAAUAGUUUCAUUGUAUUACAGUACGUUGUGUUACAUUUAAAGUGUAAAUUAUUGACAUGUUAUACUGAUGACAAUAAAUAAGAUAUUCUAA